This is a messenger RNA of Metarhizium brunneum ARSEF 3297, 1614 nucleotides long. RefSeq names its product Threonine synthase (gene THR4). Gene Ontology annotation, biological process: L-threonine biosynthetic process. The record is from RefSeq and is a predicted model, not a curated record. NCBI's taxonomy places the organism in Eukaryota, Fungi, Ascomycota, Sordariomycetes, Hypocreales, Clavicipitaceae. Gene Ontology annotation, molecular function: pyridoxal phosphate binding; threonine synthase activity.
AUGGCACAAAACGGAGUUUCCGAGGGGUCUAGCGACUUUCAUAAACCGUCGCAGCGUUACCUGAGCACUCGCGGCGAGGACAGUGAUUGCUCGUUCGAAGAGGUUGUUCUACGUGGCUUGGCUUCCGAUGGCGGCCUGUACAUUCCCGAGCAGAUCCCCAGGGCUACGGCCUGGGAAAGCUGGAAAGACCUGAGCUUCUCGGACCUGGCCUACGAAAUCAUGUCUCUCUACAUCUCACAGUACGAGAUACCCUCACCAGAUCUCAGGGAUCUUGUCAACCGAAGUUACUCGACUUUUCGCAGCGACCAAGUCACCCCGCUCGUCCAACUUGACGGCAACCAUUACCUUCUCGAGCUUUUCCACGGUCCCACGUUUGCCUUUAAGGACGUUGCCCUUCAAUUUGUUGGCAACCUGUUCGAAUAUUUUCUAGCUAGGAAAAAUGAGGGCAAAGUUGGAAGAGACCGUCAUCAUCUCACAGUCGUUGGUGCUACCAGUGGUGACACUGGCUCCGCUGCCAUUUACGGCCUACGCGGUAAAAAAGAUGUUUCGGUAUUCAUCAUGUUCCCCAAGGGCCGCGUAAGCCCUAUCCAGGAGCUGCAAAUGACCACUGUCUUGGAUAAGAAUGUGCACAACCUCUCCAUUGAAGGGACUUUCGACGAUUGCCAGGACAUCCUGAAAUCCAUGCUCGCCGAUCCCGAGGCCAACAAGCCCAUCAACGUUGGUGCUGUCAACUCUAUCAACUGGGCUCGUAUUCUGGCACAAAUUACUUAUUACUUCCACUCAUAUUUCUCCCUGGUUAAGCAAUCCCCAAACUUCAAGCUUGGUGACAAGAUUCGAUUCGUCGUGCCCACUGGAAAUUUUGGAGACAUCCUGGCCGGGUACUUUGCCAUGCGUAUGGGGCUACCUGUUGAGAAACUGGUCAUCGCAACCAACGAAAACGACAUUUUGGACCGCUUCUGGAAGACUGGAAAGUACGAGAAGCAGCCCGCGCCCGAAGAUGGCAAGGAUAUCGCCCCCGAGGGCGUCAAGGAGACUCUCAGCCCCGCCAUGGAUAUUCUGGUUUCUAGCAACUUUGAGCGCCUGCUCUGGUUCUUAGCCUACGAAUUUGCCUCAAGUGCGGGUAUGGACGACCAGUGGAACAAGAAGCAGGCAGGCCAGGAGGUUUCCAAGUGGCUUAAGGAGUUGAAGACCACGGGGUCAUUCGGCCCCGUCUACCAGGAUGUUCUGAAAUGCGCCAAGCGCGACUUUGACAGUGAGCGAGUAGACGACAACCAGACCCUGGAAACCAUACAGGCUCUGUACAAGAAGGUUGGAUACGUUCUGGACCCGCAUUCCGCCGUUGGUGUUGCUGCCACCAUCAGAUCCGCCGCCAACGCCAGCCCAGAUGUUCACCACAUCUCGUUGUCCACAGCCCACCCCGCUAAAUUUUCCAGCGCAGUGGAGAAGGCAUUGAACGGACAAGACGGCUUCGAUUUUGAGAACAAGGUACUGCCCAAGGAGUUCGUCGGACUAUCCGAGAAGGAGAAACGGGUCACUGAGGUGGAAGGGAGUGUAAGCAAGGUCCGGGAGCUUGUCAAGGCACAGGUAGAGCAGGAACUUUCCGAGCUUCAGUGA